This is a messenger RNA of Tachysurus vachellii, 1081 nucleotides long. It is a transcript of the gene comtd1a, whose product is annotated as catechol-O-methyltransferase domain containing 1. Gene Ontology annotation, molecular function: O-methyltransferase activity; S-adenosylmethionine-dependent methyltransferase activity. The coding region runs from base 77 to 805 and encodes 242 amino acids. The transcript has 7 exons. NCBI's taxonomy places the organism in Eukaryota, Metazoa, Chordata, Actinopteri, Siluriformes, Bagridae. The record is from RefSeq and is a predicted model, not a curated record.
GUUUGUAUAAAUAACACAUGCACUGACUAGUUGCUGGACUUAGGCACCUGCUGAAAACACUGGAAGAGGCAUCAAAAUGAUUUCCAAAAUUAUUUUCUCUGUUCUUUUUUACGUGGCACUGUCAGGAGCGGGAACAUUAAGUUUUAUUGGCAAGAGUCACAAAGGAGACAAUCCUCUGCUCAAUUAUGUGGUGAAUAACUCUUUAAGGGCGCAUCCAGUGCUGGCCAAACUGCAGCUGAGAACAAUGGAAGAUUCCUGGAACAGUAUGAUGGUGUCUCCAGAACAAGCUCAGUUCAUGGCUAAUUUAAUAAAACUGAUUAAAGGCAACAAAACUAUUGAAGUAGGCAUGUAUACAGGAUACAACACCUUGAGUAUGGCUUUGGCUAUUCCUGAGGACGGCCGAGUGGUGGCCUGUGAAAUCAACGAUGAUUAUGUGCAAAUAGCUAAACCAUACUUUAAAGAGGCUGGAGUAGAAAAGAAAAUUGACAUCCAGCAUCAAAUUGCACUCAAAACCUUGGAUGAACUCCUUGAGGCUGGUGAAGCCGAAACAUAUGACUUUGUAUUCAUUGAUGCGGACAAGAAAAACUAUGAUAAUUACUAUGAGAAAUCCCUCCAGCUCAUUCGUAAAGGUGGCAUAAUAGCUAUCGACAAUGUCCUUUGGGGAGGGAAAGUCAUAAAUCCAGACAAGGAUGACGUCACCUCCCAGACCAUUGACCAGCUGAAUAAGAAACUCCACAAAGACCAGCGAGUGGAUCUGAGCAUGCUCACUGUGGGUGACGGUCUAACCCUGGCUAUCAAAUUAUAAUCGAAUCCUUUGCUAAAGUAAAGAAACAAACAAACAAACAAACAAACAAAUAAUUUUUUUUUUUGUCCUGUGAUAUCGUAUAAUUGUUAUUGAUAAUUAAUUGUAACUUCAUCAUGUAUUAUGUGAUUUCUUCAAGACAUAGACAUCAUUCACCAACUCAAUAAUCGCCUUUACUUCCAAAAAUGUUGAAUAAACAAUUCCUGUUUAUGUUUAUUUCCAGAUUUCUUUAAACACAAUCUAAGUGAAUUUUAUUUCAUUAAAAUUAUAUUUAAUCUG